GGCGUGAGAAGUCAAAAAGGAGCACGGUGGCGAGUCGCGUUUGUGAAUUCGCUGCUCGAAAAUUUCACGGCCAAAGCCCGCGCCGCGCGCCCUCUCCUGCAGGCUGCAACCUCAUCAUGUUGGGAUUCGAGUGACAGCUUCAACUUCAAUUCUUCAGCCCCAAAUAAUCUGGUUUAGAUACACCGUUCAUAGACGAGUUUCUACGGGGAGUUCUUCAGAUUGAUUGCUAGCUUUUGCCUUCAAUUGAAAAUGAAAAUCAACAUCGAUAGGGAGGCACGAAAAGUUGCGGUUGAUAAUCGAAUUCCUCUCCGGAAUUACUUCCGGAUCGCCGAUAAUCUCUUAAAACAGGCUGAUAUUUAUCGGGAGGAGAAUAAUGUUGUGGAUUUGUUCAUUAUACUUCUUAGGUUUUCAAGCUUGGUUUCCGAAACCAUACCACGGCAUCGUGAUUACCAGGCUUUUUUCCCAAAGGAGAAGAUAUUUUACAAGAAGAAACUGCUGAGUGUAGUAGAUGAACUUGAGUCCUUGAAACCUGAAUUUGAUCGCCGAGUAAAUGAACUGGAGAAAGUGUCUGGACGGCCUCGUCUUCCUCUAUCCGAUGAGCAGGGAGGAGUUUCAAACAGUCUGCGGCCGUCUUCUAUGAUACAGCCCUAUGCAAAUGGAAACUAUUCAUUGGCCUUGGAUCAAAAGCAGCAUGCCAAUUCACAGCCACAAUCUUCAUGGAGGUAUCAUGAUGGCCGAGGUCAAGUUUCUCAAUCAAGUUACUCAAGGAUUGAGAAUAGGUUAUCAAAUCUGUCUCUUAAUGUACCACUUCCGAAACCCGAAACUCUGUCUAGACACUCUAUUUUGGGACCUAGUGGUUUUCAGGGCCAAUGGAAGGGACCAAGUACAGAUAAGAUUCACUAUCCAAGAAAUCAGGACUUUACUCCUUUAGAUUCAAGACUGAAUCAAAUUGAACAAUGUGAUCUAGUGGCGCAUAAAGAUAGUGGUCCAGGAGGUGUCGUGUCGAUGAUGGAAUCAGUGCUCUCACUAGAUGAUGGUAGAUGGCCUCAUCCUGCAGACAUAUCUAUUACUCCAUUGAUAACAGAAGUAAGGGAGGAUCCUUUCCCAUUGGUUAAACAACCUCCUCCUCCUCCUGUUCUUGCAAAGGUUCAGCAGGAAUAUGCGGCAAUUCCCCCAUCUAAAGUUGCGGAUCCAAGGCCUGGAGUGGCAAAACAAUCGAUGGAUGAGUCCGAGUCGUUCCAACGUUUACACAUUCCAGUAAAAAUGCUGGAUGAUUUCUUGAGAUUGGCUCGAGAAAAUACAAAUAAGAAUCUGGAGACUUGUGGUGUUCUAGCUGGCUCUCUGAAAAACAGGGUUUUUUACAUAUCUACGCUCAUAAUCCCAAAGCAAGAAUCAACAUCAGAUUCCUGCCAGACGUUGAACGAAGAGGAAAUAUUCGAGGUUCAAGACAGAUUAUCACUUUUUCCCCUUGGUUGGAUCCAUACACAUCCAUCACAAACCUGUUUCAUGUCAUCUGUGGAUUUGCACACGCAUUACUCGUACCAGAUUAUGCUACCAGAAGCGAUUGCAAUCGUCAUGGCUCCAACCGAUGCGUCAAGCCCAUAUGGAAUAUUUCAUUUGUCCGACCCAGGUGGCGUGUCGGUCAUCCGCAACUGCCAACAACGUGGAUUUCAUCCCCACGAGGAGCCUGAAGAUGGGAGUCCACUCUAUGAACACUGCUCUCAUGUUUUGAUGAAUCCGAAUGCGAAGUUUGACGUUAUCGACUUGAGGUAAGAUUUCGAUGGCUGAAAUUACUUAAAAGGAAGAACUUGUAUAGCACCAUGGAAUUGGGUAAAAGCUUCACUCACUCACCCACUCCAACAGACUGCUCUGUAAAUUUUGUAAUUUACAAAUCCAGUUGAGUUACUUCCAUUGUUGGGAGACCUCAGGCAUUGGCCAUGACGCCAUUGUUAUGCCGAGAUCUCACUGCCUGAAGGCUUCUCUUUGUUGAAAGAAUAGCCUAAGUUAUAUAAAUAUAGAUGACGACUUCCUUCUUUACAUGUAA
This is a messenger RNA of Cucurbita pepo subsp. pepo (vegetable marrow), 2044 nucleotides long. Its product is annotated as AMSH-like ubiquitin thioesterase 3. NCBI's taxonomy places the organism in Eukaryota, Viridiplantae, Streptophyta, Magnoliopsida, Cucurbitales, Cucurbitaceae. Gene Ontology annotation, molecular function: protein binding; K63-linked deubiquitinase activity; metal-dependent deubiquitinase activity. Gene Ontology annotation, biological process: protein K63-linked deubiquitination; protein K48-linked deubiquitination. The record is from RefSeq and is a predicted model, not a curated record. Gene Ontology annotation, cellular component: membrane; endosome.